Molecule: messenger RNA, 3213 nt
Organism: Oncorhynchus nerka (sockeye salmon)
Lineage: Eukaryota; Metazoa; Chordata; Actinopteri; Salmoniformes; Salmonidae
Gene: nadkb
Product: NAD kinase b
Exons: 12
Coding region: 219-1703 (494 amino acids)
Biological process (GO): NAD+ metabolic process; NADP+ biosynthetic process
Molecular function (GO): NAD+ kinase activity
Source: RefSeq, a predicted model, not a curated record
CACUGCGCAUGUACCUUUAUGUUUUGAUUCUGUCAACUGAUGUUCUGAUAGCUAGCUAGCUAUGUUAAGCUUUGCAAGUAAAAUCACAGACACACAAUUAGCAUUAUAACAUUUGCCCUUGACCAGCUACUAGUAUUUCAUCAGAUUCGUUUGCUAUUCAACCCGUGGAAGCUAACACAGCGCUGAUGAUGUAAGGAGAGCUGUUUAGCAACUCAAGGAUGGAGGGUCAAGAGUCAUCCUGUUCCUCAGCUACACCAGAGAGAAGCUCCAACACUCCAGAACCAGUCAGGUCCUCGACCUCCAAACACAGGAAGUCACCUAAGAGACGACGGGAGGAGAAGAGGUCCCAAUGCCACCAUCAGGAUGACCAGGAACACCUGUUGCUGCCCGAUGGCGAACAAAUCAGGUUGCCGGGCCAACACGAACACUCCGAGCCCUCUGGGUCUUCGACGGCAGAGAUGGCAGAGACCUCCCCUAAGAGGAGAGCUCACUUUCUCCAUGGACCAUAUCCUGCUACUCACUUUGGACCCAAAGCCUGUAUUCUUCCUAACCCAACCUCCGUCAUGCACAUCCAGGAUCCGGCCAGUCAGCGCCUGACGUGGAACAAACCACCUGUCAACGUUUUGGUCAUCAGGAAGAUACGAGACGAGAGCCUGGUAGAACCAUUCAAAGAACUCUGCCACUUCCUCGUUGAGGAGAAGGGUAUGCUGGUGUUUGUGGAGAGGAGGGUGGUGGCUGACGUCUCCCUGACUACGGACGAGACCUUCGCCACAAUCCGAAAACAACUCUGUACCUUUAGAGAAGGUUAUGAUGACAUCUCUCACUGUAUUGACCUCAUCAUCUGUCUGGGAGGAGACGGGACUCUACUCUACGCCUCCUCUCUCUUCCAGGGCAGUGUUCCUCCAGUUAUGGCGUUCCAUCUGGGUUCUCUGGGUUUUCUGACACCGUUUAAGUUUGAAUCAUACAAGACAGAGGUGGCUAAAGUUUUUGAAGGUAAUGCAGCCAUCACACUGCGUAGUCGUCUGAAGGUGAAGGUGGUGAAGGACAUGCUCCAGAGGACAGGACAGCCAGGCCAGCAGCAGUACCAGGGGUCUGGGGGCCAAGGCCAAGCUGGGGGCCAGCCGGACACAGAGCACAAUGGCCUGCUGCCCCAUGGACACGCCAACAGCGAGGCUGGGAACAUUACCCUACAGAUGCAGGUUCUGAAUGAGGUGGUGGUGGACCGAGGCCCUUCCUCCUACCUGUCUAAUGUUGACCUGUACCUAGAUGGACGCCUCAUCACCUCUGUACAGGGAGACGGUGUGAUCGUGUCGACCCCUACAGGCAGUACAGCGUAUGCAGCAGCAGCGGGAGCCUCAAUGAUCCAUCCUAAUGUCCCGGCCAUCAUGGUCACACCGAUCUGCCCACACUCCCUCUCCUUCAGACCCAUAGUGGUACCUGCUGGGGUCGAGCUGAUGAUCACCCUCUCCCCUGAUGCCAGAAACACUUGCUGGGUGUCGUUCGAUGGCAGGAAGAGACAGGAGAUCAGCCAUGGAGACUGUAUAAAGAUCACUACGUCGUGCUAUCCGGUACCAUCCAUCUGUUGUCAUGAUCUGGUGUAUGACUGGUUUGAGAGCCUGGCUCAGUGUCUGCACUGGAACGUCAGAAAGAAACAAGCUCGUCUGGCUGAUGAUGUGUCUGACUCCUCAGAUACAGAGAACUGAACACACACAGACAGACAGACAGACAGACACAAAUGUGCACAGGAAUUGAAAACACACAAGCACAUAAGAAUAUAUAAAGUUGAAGUCGGAAGUUUACAUACACGUUGGAGUCAUUAAAACCAGUUUUUCAACCACUCCACACCACUAGUUUGGCAAGUCGGUUAGGACAUCUACUUUGUACAGGACACAAGUCAUUUUUCCAACAAUUGUUUACAGAUUAUUUCACGUAUAAUUCAUUGUUUCACAAUUCCAGUGGGUCAGAAGUUUACAUACACUAAGUUGACUGUGCCUUUAAACAGCUUGGAAAAUUCCAGAAAAUGAUGUCAUGGCUUUAGAAGCUUCUGAUAGGCUAAUUGACAUCAUUUGAGUCAAUUGGAGGUGUACCUGUGGAUGUAUUUCAAGGCCUACCUUCACACUCAGUGCCUCUUUGCUUGACAUCAUGGGAAAAUCAAAAGAAAUCAGCCAAGACCUCAGAAAAAGAAUUGUAGACCUCCACAAGUCUGGCUCAUCCUUAGGAGCAAUUUCCAAAUUUCUGAUGGUACCACGUUCAUCUGUACAAACAAUAGUACGCAAGUAUAAACAUCACGGGACCACGCAGCCGUCAUACCGCUCAGGAAAGAGACGCGUUCUGUCUCCUAGAGAUGAACGUACUUUGGUGCGAAAAGUGUAAAUCAUUCCCAGAACAGCAGCAAAGGACCUUGUGAAGAUGUUGGAGGAAACCGUUACAAAAGUAUCUAUAUCCACAGUAAAACCAGUCCUAUAUCAACAUAACCUGAAAGGCCGCUCAGCAAGGAAGAAGCCACUGCUCCAAAACCACCAUAAAAAAGCCAGACUACAGUUUGCAACUGCACUUGGGGACAAAGAUUAUACUUUUGUGGAGAAAUGUCCUCUGGUCUGAUGAAACAAAAAUUGAACUGUUUGGCCAUAAUGACCAUCGUUAUGUCUGGAGGAAAAAGGGGGAGGCUUGUUAGCCGAAGUUCAUCAUCGCAACCAUGAAGCACAGGGGUGGCAGCAUCAUGUCGUGGGGGUGCUUUGCUGCAGGAGGGACUAGUGCACUUCACAAAAUAGAUGGCAUCAUGAGGAAAGAAAAUGAUGUGGAUAUAUUGAAGCAACAUCUCAAGACAUCAGUUAAAGCUUGGUCGCAAAUGGGUCUUCCAAAUGGACAAUGACCCCAAGCAUACUUCCAAAGUUGUGGCAAAAAGGCUUAAGGACAACAAAGUCAAGGUAUUGGAGUGGCCAUCACAAAGCCCUGACCUCAAUCCUAUAGAAAAUUUGUGGGCAGAACUGAAAAGGCGUGUGUGUGCAAGGAGGCCUACAAACCUGGCUCAGUUACACCAGCUCUGUCAGGAGGAAUGGGACAAAAUUAACCCAACUUAUUGUGGAAGGCUACCCGAAACGUUUGACCCAAGUUAAACAAUUUAAAGGCAAUGCUACCAAAUACUAAUCGAAUGUAUGUAAACUUCUGACCCACUGGGAAUGUGAUGAAAGAAAUAAAAGCUGAAAUAAAUCA